Messenger RNA from Apus apus (common swift), 1844 nucleotides. It is a transcript of the gene RBM11, whose product is annotated as RNA binding motif protein 11. Gene Ontology annotation, biological process: regulation of alternative mRNA splicing, via spliceosome. Bases 61 to 831 code for a protein of 256 amino acids. Gene Ontology annotation, molecular function: single-stranded RNA binding. The record is from RefSeq and is a predicted model, not a curated record. The transcript is spliced from 5 exons. Gene Ontology annotation, cellular component: nucleus. NCBI's taxonomy places the organism in Eukaryota, Metazoa, Chordata, Aves, Apodiformes, Apodidae.
CUUUACGGCAGCGGGGCCGCUUCCCCUGCGCCUCCCGCGCCGGGAGCCGGCGGGGCCGCCAUGUCCUCCCCGGGGCGGUGCGAGGAGGCGGACCGGACGCUCUUCGUGGGGAACCUGGAGAGCCGCGUGCGGGAGGAGAUCCUCUACGAGCUCUUCCUGCAGGCUGGACCAUUAACCAAAGUGACGAUUUGUAAGGACAAAGAAGGAAAACCCAAGUCUUUUGGAUUUGUCUGCUUUAAACACAAAGAAUCAGUGCCUUAUUCAAUAGCUUUGCUGAAUGGAAUCCGUUUGUAUGGAAGACCAAUUAAAGUGCAGUAUCGGUUUGGGAGUUCUUACUCAUCAGAACUAAACAGCCCUACACAUGGUUUUGAAAACUUUAUUGACUUAUAUUCACCUUCAUAUAGGUAUCAAGAGCCUUAUGGAAAUCCUCCAUUUCCUGUUACUCCUUUUCCCAUGAACAACAGUUUACCUCAUGAAUAUUUAGGAUUUCAGAAGAUGAUGAACCAUUUUUUAGCACAGCAGUACACGGUACAGAGUCCAGUGGGUCAACAGUUUCCUUACUUUCAGAUGACUCCGCCACUGCCUUCAAAUUUAUCCUUUUCUCCCUAUCAGAAUCAAGCUGCAACUUUUAAGUCUGCACAGAGUUCUUUUGAAUUGGCUCUGCCACAUUCAAGUGACUGUGAAGUGCACCAGGUGGAUGAAAGCACCUCUAAAAGAAAGAGAGAGCAGCAAAGUUGUGACAGUGAUACUAGUAUUGAGGAUGACAAAAUGAGACAAAGAGAGCGUGACCAAAAAUACAAGAAGCGCAAAGUCAAGAAAAAGAUGCAUUAAUACUCUGUACUGGAUUAAUCUCUUUUUGUUUGUUUGUUUGCUAUUUUUGAGAGAAAUGUACUCUUUCAUCUUUGCACUUUUAUUAAAAAUGGAAUGUUCAGAAUUCAUGUUAUUUUUGAAAUGUGGUAUGCAUAAAGUAUACUGAUUAUUUAAUCUCAACCUGUUUAAAGAGGAAAGUACUGUAUAAGGUAUUGGAAACAUCUAUGCAUUCAAAAGAUAAAGUUUUCCUAAUAAAAGAAAAAGCCUAGUUGAUUCUCCCUGCCCCUCCCAAAUCAUGGAAGGCUGUUAUUUCACUAAUAUUGAAACUUAAUAAAAACACACUAUUUCAGCCACUCAGGAAGCAUAUGUAUCACUUCUAUCACUUAUGGAAUAUAUUUUUGUGAAUGGUGUAAGAAUUUUCUGGAGCCAUUGAAGAAGUGAGCAGGGUUCCAAGUGUCACUUGAGAGGUGUGUUCAUCACUGAAGUAUCAACACAACUUUCUGAUUUAGCUCUCUUGUUACUUUCACUUAAGUAACCUAGUAUGGUUACUGGUUUUUUUUCUAGUAGUAAAUUUGAGGUAAAACAUGGGCAUUUGCAGGAACUACAUAUGUAUCAAUACUCAAAUGUAUGUACUUAAUGGCUACAGUUAUGUACUGACUGAAACUACAUGCAUAUACUUCUAUAAAGUUACUCUCUAGUGUUUUAUUUGCUUAUUUGAGAAUCUAAAUGUUCGUUGUAACAAAUGGAUGAAAAAUACAAUUGAUAUCUAAUCGACAGCACAAAAGCAUGAAUCAGUGGAGCUAGUACCACCUCUUAUGAAGAGUACCUCUUUAGCAGCUGAAGAAUAAACCAUCUCAUACUGCAAUGAAUCAGAGCAGCCCAGUGACCUAUUUUCUACCUUUCAUUAAUGCCACCAGCAACCUAUUACAGACAGAUACAGACGUAUUGUCUUACACAAUACCAAGUACAGGUGAAGCUCUUUAAGGAUCCUAUUACAGGAGAAAAGCAUUUUCAGCAAUUUAGUUCUAAGAAUA